This is a messenger RNA of Acanthosepion pharaonis, 672 nucleotides long. The record is from the annotation of a GenBank genome assembly. Lineage: Eukaryota; Metazoa; Mollusca; Cephalopoda; Sepiida; Sepiidae.
AUGUGCCUCCAGACUUUCCUUGUCUCUAGUGAUUCUGAAUUCCGACGUCUUCUUGAGGGAGUGUUUCUUCAACAUCGUCUACGAAAAGAGAUGAGACUGCUCAAUAGUAGGCAGCAACAUUUACGGACACUAUGCACAGACGUCCAUUUCCGUGUGUACAACAAGACUAACGCGAAUGUACCGUACCCGACCGGAAUAGUGACACACUCACCGAUUCUCUCUCCGAGCCGACCAUCCCCGACUACACACUCCAAUUCUCUUUCUGAGCCCACCCCGACCGUCUCGGACUACACAAUCAAUUCUCUCUUCACAGCCAAUUCUCUUUCCGAGCCGACCGUCUCGGACUACACCUCAAUUCUCUUUCCGAGCCGACCGUCUCGGACUACACACUCCAAUUCUCUUUCUGAGCCGACCGUCUCGGACUACACACUCCAAUUCUCUUUCCGAGCCGACCGUCUCGGACUACACACUCCAAUUCUCUUUCUGAGCCGACCGUCUCUGACUACACACUCCAAUUCUCUUUCCGAGCCGACCGUCUCGGACUACACACUCCAAUUCUCUUUCCGAGCCGACCGUCUCGCUCUCUACACUCGACCGUCUGGGACUACACACUAUAAUUCUCUUUCCGAGCCGACCGUCCUAAUAUUUCUUAUUAUAAAUUACUAUCCAUAG